Molecule: messenger RNA, 906 nt
Organism: Lathyrus sativus (Indian pea)
Lineage: Eukaryota; Viridiplantae; Streptophyta; Magnoliopsida; Fabales; Fabaceae
Source: the annotation of a GenBank genome assembly
AUGGGAAACAAUCUUCAAGCUGUUAAUCGUCUCAGUAAGGGAAAUUUUCCAGGCUAUCAUGAACAACUGGGAAGUUAUGGUUCUCUUGAUGUAACAAAAAUAGAGCACGAGGCGGUAAAUGGUCAUACCAAUGAAGUAUUCGAUAUGAUGAAAUGGAACGCAACUUACACUAUAGACAACUCAAAAUGUAUACUCGAUCUCAGAACAGUUUCGAACAAAGAUGGCAAAAUAAAUAGUGUAUCCUUCCAAGUCAGUGACGAAAUGUAUUCCGAUGGAAACAUUUGGUUUGCAGUAAGUAAAGACACGAGUUUACUUAACUCGGCCACACCACCGAUCUUAUUAAAUGGAGCCUUCAAAAAUUGUAAGCAAAAGAAUAACAAAACUACUAAUGCAGCAGGUUCUGUCAUUCAAACAUGUAUUUAUCUUUAUGGGAGUGGAAGCAAGAGAGGUUUUCUUGUGUUGGAAGAGACGAGAAAGAGCGGAAAUAAUGAAAAUUCUUGUAAGGUAACUGUGGCACACUAUUACGCAGUUAGUAUUAGGAAUAUUUUCAGUCAAAAUAAAAUCGACAUCGGUCUUUCUGUGAUUGUAAGGAUUGAAUUGUCAAGUGAACGUGGUUUGGAUAUUUCAGUGCAUGGCCCUGCUCAACACCCUGCUAGAGCUUUAAAUUCCAUGUUUAAUGAGGUGAUGAAAACCGGGAUUUGGAAGGUCACAAAAUGCUCUCAUUGUGCUAAUAUGGUAAGGUACCAGGGUGAUUCAGAGAGUGAAGAUUGCGAUGACUCUCUACCAGUGCAUGUUUAUGGUGGUAAAAGAUAUUCGCAAAGCAUCAUAGACAAUAAUGGUGUGGUUAAUGGAAACAAUAAUGGUAAUAUGCAUGUGGAAAAUUUUUAUUAUAUCAGAAAAAGAUAG